Molecule: messenger RNA, 5856 nt
Organism: Angiostrongylus costaricensis
Lineage: Eukaryota; Metazoa; Nematoda; Chromadorea; Rhabditida; Metastrongylidae
Source: the annotation of a GenBank genome assembly
CGUUCUGCUUGCUUCGUAGUGCAGCUCGAAGUAGUUCCAUUUCGAUGCCUCGUACUUGUUGGCUGCCCUCUGGUUGACCGCAUAUCUCUCAAUAUCCUUGCACAGGAGUCCAAAACACCAGCGCGAAAACUCCUUGAGGCUUUUUGGAUCAAUGCCAAAAGCCCUACAAUGAAUAGCAGGGACGAAUGCCCGGAGAUCAUACGCGACCUGAUCUCGUACUUACAGGUGUUUGUCACAAGUCAUCGCUUUGAUCAGUCAUUACGCUUACUACCUCAUGGCCAACUUCUGGACGAAGAAAGUGAAUCGCAGUGCAUGCGACAUAUCAUUGCACCUCCACCCGGUUUGAAGCGAUCUGAUCUCAUACGGCGUUUCAAUGCCAACAUUCCAUAUACAGGACUGACAUACACUAUAUCCCAAGAAGGUUUUUUCGCUGAGAAUAAAGGAAAAGUUAUCGUUGGUGCAUUAGAGGCAGUACUAGGAGAAUGUUACGAAAAGAUAAGAAUUUGGUUUUUUCUUUUUAAGAAAUUUAGGUUUAUACUAUCAUUUAGUGUUCGUGAGAAGUUAGGGAAUUUGGUGGUUCGAGUUCUUUCUUACAAGAGUGAGGCUAUCGACUAUGCAACUGUAGAGGCAUUAUGUGCUCUAAUGCAUCCGAUGCAUAACCAUUACGAACUCCGAACAGAGCAGUUGAACAAGCAGAGUUUGCUCAGUAGCGUGAAAUUUGUCGAACACCUACUAGACCUUAUCGUACAUCACGUGGAACGUGGUACAGGCUGGCUUGUAAUAGCUGCAAUGCUUGAUUUCUUAACGUAUGCUGUUUGCGCACCCUACAGUGAAACGACUAGCGGCGAACAAUUCGAUCAGAUAAUACGGUUGGUUGCCGCACGAGGACAAAGCUUCUAUCGUCUUUUUCAGUGCCCUAGCAUGACAAUUGUUAAGGGUGCUGGAAUGGUGAUGCGUGCUAUCAUUGAAGAAUCUGAUAUAGAGACGUCAAAAGCGAUGCAAAUGUUAGCGCUUACAGAAGGCGCAUUUCUAACACAUUUACGAUUGGCACUGUUAACUACAGGAAAAGAUCUUGAGGUUCUUACAAAUAAGCAGCUAAGUGGGCACCUAAUCGGACUUUGGCUCGCUGAUAAUCGUCCAGCAACUGAUCUUUUAAACCGAUGCCUACCCCGUGGACUACUGGACUUCCUUGAUUCAAGCGCCACCGUACCUGUAAGUGAAGCGAAUUUACUAAUUCCAAGAAAUAACCUGGAAGCGGCAGCUAACGAGCAACGGCAAAGUGCACUCCAAGAGAAAAUUGAAAGUUUUAGGGUAAUGGCAGAAGCUAGCCUUGAAAGGUUUAUUCAGCACUGGAAUCUUGAGCAGAAACUCAAUUUUUUACCUCGUAAACAAGAUUGUUUCAAGGACAGGCAGCGGCAACGACCUCUUACACUCCGGAAAAGAAGGCAGCGUAUCAGAAACUCUGUGAAUUGGAGACUUUUUGCUUAUCAGUUCGCACGAGAUCACUCACAGGCAGAUCUACUGUGGAACGAAAAAACGAGAGAAGAGUUUAGGCUUUCAAUAGAAAAUGAGCUACGAGCACUUUUGAAUGAGAGGGAGCAAGCUCCUGCAGAUAUGCCUAUUUCUUGGAAUUAUACAGAAUUUCAGACGCGCUAUGCGUCUCUCCAGGAUGAGGUAAAGAUUGGCGACUACUAUCUUCGACUGCUGCUACAAGAGGCCGAUGAAACAGCCACUCCAAUUCAUAAUCCGACCGAGUUUUUUAAUAACGUGUACCAUCGGUUUUUACUAUCGGCACGUAGUGAGAUGAGGUGUCUUUGCUUACAUGCGAUGUCUGUUACGUAUGCACGUCACCACAUGACAAUCGGAACUUUUGAUGACGCUCGUCACUUUGUGAACAUGCUGGCAAAAUGCACCAAUGUUGCAGAAAGGGACCACUUCAUUCUACUGAUCUCAAAACUGGUAUUAAACAAAGAUAACGCUCGAGAGCUCAUUGCCUCUCAGCUCCUACCUAUCCUUGUCGAUCUAGCCGUUCUUGCUCACCUUCAUGUCCAACGGGCGAAAAUUCAAAAUCAGACAAAUGUGAUAGAGGCGAGUUCUGCGCAACUCAGUGAGGGCAACUCAUUGGAAUGGUACUACGCUGCCAAUGAGCAGAAUAGUGAUCGGUUUGGACCUUUUUCCUUUGAGAAGAUGAAAUCGUUGUAUGGAGAGAAGAAGAUAUUCGAGAAGACAGCAGUUUGGGCAGCCGGAAUGGAAAAGUGGGAACCUCUGAGCAAAGUGCCGCAGUUUCGCUGGACUGUGUGCUUAGGACAAAAGGUCGGUACAUCACUGUACAAUUUUACACAGUUAUGCGUAUUGUGUUUGGACAUAAUGAUUCGUAUGUGCGAAUUUUUUCCGUCAAGGGAUGAAAAUAACAGCAUUAUCCGUCCUAUGCCACAUGUUAAGAAAAACCUCACAGAGCCCGUAUUACUCUAUCAAAUUGUUCAACUUCUGCUUACUUAUGAUCCGAGUAUCGUGCAACGGGUUGCUACUUUGUUGUAUUUAGUUAUGCAGGAUAAUCCUUUUCUUUCCCGUUUGUAUCUCUCUGGUGUGUUUUUCUUUAUUCUCAUGUAUAACGGUUCGAAUGUUCUUCCAGUCGCCAGAUUUUUGCAUUAUACGCACAGGAAGCAAGCUUUCAGAAGCGCUUUGCCACAACUGGAAGGAUCGUCGCAGUCCAUUCUAGCGCCAAUGCUACCAGCUGCUGCUAUUUUUUACCUUGAUGAAUACGGACCAGAAAAAUAUGCGGAGGUUUUCUUAGGAGAGUUUGACAAUCCUGAAAUAAUUUGGAGCACCCAAAUGAGACGACAUCUUAUUGAACGCAUUGCUAUGCACGUGUCGGACUUCUCCCAUCGUCUCACGUCUAACGUAAAGGCCUUAUAUCAGUACUGUCCAAUACCAAUGAUCAAUUAUCCGGAGCUUCACAACGAAUUGUUUUGCUAUGUUUAUUAUUUGCGUCAUCUUUGUGAUCACCAACGUUUUCCUGACUGGGUUAUAAGAGAUCCGAUUCCAUUUUUACGAGCUUGCUUGGCAGCUUGGUUCGAGGAAUUGGAAAAGAAACCUCUUGUAAUGUCGAUUGAGCAAGCCUGUGAAACACUUGGUUUAAACACAGAGGAAGAAGGAUGGAGGGAGGCUUCUGUGAUUCGCCGGGCAUACUUCAAGUUAGCUGCACGUUAUCAUCCAGACAAAAAUCCAGAAGGACGUGAAAUCUUUGAACGUAUAAACACAGCGUAUGAACUACUGUCCAGUGAUGAUGGUCGAUCAUCAGUGCCGGAUCCACAACGCAUAGUUCUAUUUCUUCAAGCGCAGAGCAUUAUUUACAGUCGUUACAGUCAAGAGUUGUCUGCGUACAAGUAUGCAGGUUACGGUCAGCUGGUUCGCACAAUCGAAUAUGAGGCCAAAAAUUCAUCACUCUUUCAAGAAGGUGGUGGUGCCCUACUAAGUGCCGCUGUGGAGCUUUCAAACUAUACGCUGAUGAGUAGUGCAUUAAAUGCAGAACAACUGCGUAGGGAACAAGGGCUUGAGGUACUGGAAACAGCUUUUGAUCGUUGCGUUCCAGUGAUUACAUUGAGUUCGUCACCGGCUGAUAUGCCAGUACAAGUAUGUGAGCAUAUCUGUAAUUGCUUUGCCACCGCUGCAGGAUUCGAAGCUUGUCGUCAGCGGAUCGCAGAAAUGCCGGCAGUAUUUGGCAAUAUUUGUCGUCUGCUGCAGUUUCCGCACCUUCCUCGUUUGUCAGCGGCCGCAGCAAAAUGUGUAUGCUCUAUGGCCGUGUGCACUCUCUUACAGACACAACUCUUUCAAUCAGGUGUACUAUGGCAGCUUGUUCCACAUCUGUUCCAUUACGAUUUCACACUCGAUGAAGGCGGUGUUUCUCAUAGUGAGAAUUCGAACAAGCAAGCAUUGGCUAACCGCUUAGCACGAGUUUCCUGUGAAGCACUUGCAUGUUUGGCUGGAUUUAGAGAGGGUACUCCAGACAAUGAUGGUGUCCAAAAUAGUUUACGAGCACUUCUUACACCAUACGUAUGUCGUUGUAUGCGAACGGAAAGCAAUGACAUGGUUUUGAAAGUUUUGAAUAGCAACACGGAGAACCCAUAUCUCAUUUGGGAUAACGCUACUCGCGCUGAAGUUUUGGAAUUUGUCGAACGGCAUCGUUCUUCAAGAGAGCAGGCGAGUGAGCUGUUUGGUGCUGAAUUCAAGCUUUCGAUCCACUCAAAAGAACUUAUUGUCGGAGACGUUUUUAUACGGAUCUAUAAUGAGCAACCUACGUUCCCCGUCCUGGAACCGAAAAAAACAGCUAUGGAUAUCUUAGAUUACAUAGGACGCUACGCGGCAGAACUAACAGGGCAAAAGAAGCCAGAAAAUGGCGAUUUGAUAGAAAUCGACUGGUCAUCUAAUGCGAGCAAAAUGACAACGGAUGAAAAAGUUGAAAUGUGUAUUGAAGCGCUCGCAAAUUUGAUUUCCGCGAACCCGGGAGUAGAAAUUCUUUUCAUCGGUCAUUUUCACCUAAUCGCCGCCUAUCUCCGAGCUCGAUUAUUCCCGAACAUUCAAAUGGCUACUCUCAAAUUGCUUUCCUUGGUUGCGGCAAAUCGCGAGUGCGUUAAAGACCUAUCGAACGUUUGUGCAUGUUCUUCGCUUUUCACAUUGAUGAAGGAGAGAAGAGAAGGUGGACUAUUGUAUAUUCUUUCCACACUGUGCUGCUCAGAGAGUGAUUCCGACGAUAGAUUACUGUCAGCAGAAUUGCUCACGAAGCUGCAGUCCGACAAACUGACCGGUCCUCGCUGGACACGUUUUAUUACCAAAUUUCUUCCACCUAUAUUUGCCGAUGCCCUUCGCGAUUCACCAAACACCGCCAUUACCAUGUUCGACUCAACAAACGAGAACCCUGAGCUAAUUUGGAAUGAAGCAACACGCACUAAAGUUCGUUGUGUUAUCGAGCAAGGAAUGGAAGAACUUUAUCGCGCGCAAUCCGUUAACCCUAACCAUAAGUGGGACAUAAGUUCUCUGUCGGACGAUAUGUGCGCCUAUGGCGACUCUCUAACUGGCGAACUAGUUGUCUGUGGAGUAUUCUUGCGGCUUUACGUUGCUAACCCAGCUUGGGCCGUGCGACAUCCACGACAGUUUACAACUGAACUUAUCGAGAAGGUCCUUGAAUUGAUGAAUAAUCCGAACGGCGAUUUAACACUAGUAACAACGGCUUUUGUCGAGCUUCUUCGAAAUUUUCCGAAUGCAGCGGAUCAACUUCCAGCCCAAGGUUAUCUUCCUCAAUUUUGCAAAGCAAUGUCAGCCAAAGAUCCACAAACAUCGCGUUCAGCUAUUCUUAUUCUUCAACAACUAGCUGAAAACCAUUAUUGCGCUGAUGCACUCUCCCACACUAAUUGCAUUGAAGGGAUAAUGACGUCUAUGAAAAAUCAGCCUACAUUAAUCUAUGAAUCUGCACAUGCACUGAAGUGCCUUAUGAGAAGAAACAAUGGAGAUCUGGCGGCGCAAAUGUUGUCGACGAAGAUGGUUGACUACCUUCUUGUACUGUCUAGCGUUAAUUAUCCUUCAGGUGUAGCAUCGCCAGCGGCUUGUGCUGAAAUCGUAGACGCGUUGAAAAGUGCGUGUCUGGAUUUGCAAGUGGGCGAGAAGGUAACGGAGAUUCUGAAUCGUUCACCUGUGUGGUCUCAGUACCGUGAUCAACGUCACGAUUUGUUUUUACCAGCAUCUCGUACGCAUGCGAUUACGGGUACAUCAGCUGGGGUCGCCGGCUAUCUUACAGAAGGCAUGUUCAGCCCACCACCGCUACAUUCUCAACCUCCUCCUAUGGAAAAAACUGGUUUGUAG